This is a messenger RNA of Numida meleagris (helmeted guineafowl), 3551 nucleotides long. It is a transcript of the gene S1PR1, whose product is annotated as sphingosine-1-phosphate receptor 1. Gene Ontology annotation, cellular component: membrane. Gene Ontology annotation, molecular function: sphingosine-1-phosphate receptor activity. The record is from RefSeq and is a predicted model, not a curated record. Gene Ontology annotation, biological process: sphingosine-1-phosphate receptor signaling pathway; angiogenesis. Bases 859 to 1998 code for a protein of 379 amino acids. The transcript is spliced from 2 exons. Lineage: Eukaryota; Metazoa; Chordata; Aves; Galliformes; Numididae.
CGGAGCGGGGAGAGGGGAGAGGGGCUUCGGGCGGGAGCUGGGAGCGGGUCGGCAGCGGGAGCCGAGCGCGGAGCUGUGCUGCCGGACUCGUCCCUCCGGCUUUGCGCCGCUUAGGCUGUAAUUUGCCGGCUCUGUACGCUCUUCUUCUCCUGCCUGAUUUCACUCCUUUAAUUCUUUUUAAGCGUCUACUAGAAAGUGCAUGUACGUAAAGAGAGUUCCCUCUACAUCUGCAUUCCGCAAUCGUAUUCAUUCUCAAAGCUUACGAUGCUAAUUAUUUGCAACACAAGGUUCUUUUUGCCGUUCCUUUGUGUCAGACCCACAAAACAGGUUGCUGUUCGGGCUAUUUACUUAUUUGUCUCGUUUCUCUAAACUUCUCCCAGCUCCCAAACGCGUGCCCUUACUGCUCAGCCGCGGUGCCUCUCCUGUUUACAGCUCUGGAUGCUCUCUUGCACAUGGAUGAAUUACCUUCAGCACAGUAAAUUGCUUCCCGGCCCCUCCCGAAACGUGUUCAGACUUUCAGAACGGGGGCGAAUCGAGCUCUCCUGUCGAAUAAUUUCUUUGCAGGCUUCUGUGCGUCUGCAUUUAAAGCAAGUCAAGCCCAUUUCCCUUUCUAAAUCUCUGCUGUUGUGUGCGCUGUGUUUCCUGCUGAAGAGUAAGUUAGGCUGGAACCUGCUGCUGGACAGCUUUCCAGUCUUUCACGCUGGAAGAAGUCCAGCAAUGCGGUCUCUGCUGACUCCAGCUUUACCUGUGCAGGACUGCUGUUUGUGAGCGUGUGCGGGAGCACUGGGAGCUGCGGGGCCACCGCAGGUUUGUGCUCUGUGUCUGGCAGCCGCAGGGAGUGGUGCCCAGCCCGGCACCAUGAGCUCCGGCACCACCGCCUCAGUGAGGGUGGUCAGCAGCCUCGCCAACACUGACGUCAACUAUGUCAUCAAAGAGCACUAUAAUUAUACGGGAAAGCUAAAUGAGAAUGCGGACAGUGGAAUAAAAGUGACGUCGGUGGUUUUUAUCAUCAUUUGCUGCUUUAUAAUCUUAGAGAACAUUUUUGUCUUGCUCACCAUCUGGAAAACCAAGAAAUUUCACAGACCGAUGUACUAUUUCAUUGGGAACCUGGCUCUUUCAGACUUGCUGGCUGGCGUGGCUUACACCGCCAACCUCCUGCUCUCUGGACACAAAACUUACAGCCUCACCCCUUCCCAGUGGUUCGUAAGGGAGGGCAGCAUGUUUGUCGCCUUGUCAGCUUCUGUGUUCAGCUUGUUGGCCAUCGCCAUUGAGAGAUACAUCACCAUGCUGAAGAUGAAGCUCCACAAUGGCAGCAACAGCUUCCGCUCCUUCCUGCUGAUCAGCGCCUGCUGGGUUAUCUCUGUGAUACUCGGAGGGCUCCCGAUCAUGGGCUGGAACUGCAUCAGCCUCUUGUCCAACUGCUCCACGGUGCUGCCGCUCUACCACAAGCACUAUAUUCUCUUUUGCACCACAGUUUUCACUGGCCUGUUGCUAUCUAUUGUUGUCCUCUAUUGCAGGAUCUACUCCAUGGUGAGGACUAGGAGCCGCAGGCUGACAUUUCGAAAAAACAUUACCAAAGCUACCAGGAGCUCAGAAAAGUCACUAGCCUUGCUCAAGACAGUGAUCAUAGUCCUGAGUGCCUUCAUUGCUUGCUGGGCUCCGUUGUUCAUCCUGCUUUUACUGGAUGUGGGCUGCAGAGUGAAGACCUGCCCGAUCCUAUAUAAAGCAGAGUAUUUCUUAGUGCUAGCCGUGCUCAACUCAGCCACGAACCCUAUCAUCUACACCUUAACAAACAAAGAAAUGCGGAGGGCUUUCAUCAAGAUUCUGUGCUGCUGCAAAUGUCCCCCCACAGACUCGGGGACUAAAUUCAAGAGGCCCAUCAUUGGAGGGAUGGAGUUCAGCCGGAGUAAGUCUGACAAUUCCUCCCACCCACAGAAGGAGGAAGGCGACCGUCCUGAAACCAUCAUGUCUUCAGGCAAUGUUACCUCAUCUUCUUAGGAGUGACCGUGGAGGUGUGUUUAGAGCCUUCCUCUGAAACUGGGAGCCGAAGCGCCUCCUGCUCGCUGUGGCAGUGCUGGGCUGAGGAGCAAGUAGCAUUAGUUCUAACGAGGCCAAUGGUGCACUUGCGAGGCCAGAGUUCAAGAAAUGGGACAUGUUGUUCUGGCUCAAAAAUCUAUUUCCCUGGAGCAUGUUUUGUCUUUGCUCUGAGGCAGCUCAGGAUUGUCAGGCGCAUUCAUAUCCUGAAAUCUCCUUAGUAACUCUGAAAGACUGAUGCCUUGGGGAAGUGAUGCCUGGUGUGUGCAAGAGAAUGAGAGUGGGGGAAGAGGCAAAGGGAGAAUUAAUCUUUUUUUUUUUUUUCCCCUGUGAGAAGAAUGUGAAUUUAUUUUUCCUUUACUUGCAGCAAACCACUGACACAAAGCUCUUUCUGUACUGGGUUUAGUGAUGGCCUGUAUAGUUGGUCAGAAAUGUUUGUUUAACGCGUAACAAGGAAAGAGAUUGUGCAGGUAUAAUUUAGACCACGUGCAGCCAUAAUUUGACAUCACCUUCCAGAGUUUUUAGGUAAAUAGUAAGGUUUUAUUUGCAGAGUCCAAAGCUGUUGUAGUUUUAUUUAGCAAGAGCAUAGCUGUGAAUUUUUGUUGGUGGUCCGUAUUACAUUUGAAGACCAAGAGCCAGACUCUGUAGUUACGCUCACUUAUACAAUUCCAUGACUGCGUCAGAUUUCGUGGAGUAGCUCAGAGCAGCGUUUGGCCCCACACAUUGUUUGCCAUGUUGUUAUAUAGCAUUAAAUAAACUGCAUUAUCAUGACAAAAUGCGAGGUAGAACUAGAGGUCAUUUCUCAUAAAGAUGAUGGAGAGUAAAUCUAAUAGAAUAAAAUACUGUUGACAACAGCAGGAUUUUUACUGAGGUAAAAAGAGCUAAAAACUGAAGGCAAAGGUCAGUGUCAGGUGACAAAGGCAAAAGGUAAAGAUCAGCCACAUCAUCAGAAAAGAAAGUUCUAAGUUUCAAAAAAGUAAGAUUUCAAGUGAAAUGACUAUAGAUAAAUGCACUUCCAUAACAAAAUGCAACACAUUUUAGCACAUUUUAUUAAUGUUCAUAAUUGCAGCAAAGAUGUCUUAUUUUAUCAGUUCAUGGGUUUAUGGAAGAAGUGCCUGUUGUUAAAAUGAAUGUAUUUGUUUUACAGUAUCAUUUUUACUUCUCUGGUUUUCUAACUUGUGCUAAUGGGGUUGAAUGUGUACAAUGUAAAUAAGUUAAUGGGAUACAGGAGUCUUCAUACACCUAGAAUAUUUCAGUAACAAAAGUGGUAUAUCUGGGAUAGCUGAGAGUAAUUGACUGAUUUACAGUUACGGACAACUCCUAGAAGUGGUAUUUUGUAAAAAAAAAAAAAAAAAAAAAAAAAAAAAUUGCUUUUGUAGUAAAAUUUCCAGUGCAAUUAAACAGAUUUUUUUUUUCUGGUUUAAAAAAUAGUAUUUAAUAUGUUUCUGACUUUUAUUGUUCAAUUUGCACAUAGCUUUAUUGACUUCUAAACAUUAAUAAACUGAUUUUUGUAAAGA